AUGGCGUUCAAAUAUGCCCACAAGUUCUCACUGGCAAUUCUUUUAUUGCCCCAUCUUUCUAUCGCACAAGGACCCGACACCUUAACUCCAGAAUACCAUCCCAAGCUUCCAAUCUACAAGUGUACCAAAGCCAACGGUUGCUUAAAGCAAGAUACAUCCGUAGUUCUCGACUGGAAUACUCGUCCGAUCCAUACGACCAGCACAGGCGAACCAUGCAAAACAUCCAUCGGAGUCGAUAGAAGAAUCUGUCCGAACCAACUUACCUGUUUCAAGCAAUGUGUCGUCGAAGGGCUGGAUUACUACGCAUACGGAGUUUCGACUUCUGGUGAUGCCUUACAGCUUUCACAAUUCUCUCAGCAAUUUCAGGAUGCUCCUUCCCCUCGAGUCUACCUUUUGGGAGCGGAUGGGAAUUAUGUCUUGUUCAAAUUGAAGGCACAGGAGAUUACCUUUGAAGUUGACGUUUCUCAGUUGCCUUGUGGUGAGAAUGGAGCUUUGUACCUUGCUGAAAUGAUGGCGAAUGGUGGGAAGAGUACAUACAACCCUGGUGGCGCGAAUUAUGGAGGUGCAUACUGCGAUGCCCAGUGUCCUUACCAAGACUGGAAAAACGGAAACCUUGAUGCGGCGGGUCCAUCCUGUUGUAGUGAAAUGGAUAUCUUCGAAGCCAACUCCCAAGCCGUCGCAUUUACCCCACACCCCUGCGCCGGUAAUUCUUGCGACAAAAGCGGGUGCGGCUUUAAUCCGUAUGCGGCCGGACACCCCAAUUACUGGGGCCCCGGCAAGACCGUUGACACCACCAAGCCAAUCACCGUCGUUACCCAAUUUCUAACUGAUGACGGCUCCCCCAAUGGAGAGUUAACAACCAUCCGUCGGAAGUAUGUCCAAAAUGGUCAGGAAAUCGCUAGUGCUUCUGUCGGUGGCGAUGUUAUCCAAAAAGACCAAUGCCCAUCUGGUGAGGAAUAUGGCGGGCUCGUGACAUUGGGUAAAUCAUUCGGGCGCGGUAUGGUACUCGUAUUCAGUAUCUGGAAUGACCCCGUGGAAAAUAUGAAUUGGUUGGAUAGUGGGAAUAAUGGACCGUGUGACCCCUCGGAAGGGUCUCCGGAAAAUAUUCGAAUAAAUUAUCCUUACGCCAAAGUUAAAUUUUCUAAAAUUCGAUAUGGAGAGAUUGAUUCGACUUUGAAUAAUAAUCUCCUUACUUCGACAACGAGGAUCUCUACAACUACCACGACUAGUUAG
This is a messenger RNA of Orbilia oligospora ATCC 24927, 1233 nucleotides long. RefSeq lists its product as uncharacterized. The record is from RefSeq and is a predicted model, not a curated record. Gene Ontology annotation, molecular function: hydrolase activity, hydrolyzing O-glycosyl compounds. NCBI's taxonomy places the organism in Eukaryota, Fungi, Ascomycota, Orbiliomycetes, Orbiliales, Orbiliaceae. Gene Ontology annotation, biological process: carbohydrate metabolic process. Bases 1 to 1233 code for a protein of 410 amino acids. The transcript has 2 exons.